This is a messenger RNA of Ahaetulla prasina, 3254 nucleotides long. RefSeq names its product GTF2I repeat domain containing 1 (gene GTF2IRD1). Lineage: Eukaryota; Metazoa; Chordata; Lepidosauria; Squamata; Colubridae. The transcript has 27 exons. The record is from RefSeq and is a predicted model, not a curated record. Bases 63 to 3047 code for a protein of 994 amino acids. Gene Ontology annotation, cellular component: nucleus. Gene Ontology annotation, molecular function: DNA-binding transcription factor activity.
GUAUGUAAAUGACAGCCAAUGGAGGCGGCUCUUGAGCUGGGCUGGGAUUAGAGCCGGGGCGAAUGGCUUGCAAUCUUACUGGGAUUACAGAACAAAGAGGCCCCCUCCCCUUCGCCUUGUCUGCAGCCCCCGGGAGCAGGGGCUGGCUGCAUGGGGGGCCUCUGCCUGGCCCAGGACCCCCUCCCUUUUGCAUCCAUCCUUCCCUCCCGGAGGCAGCCCGGGCAAUCAUGGCACUGCUGGGGAAGCUUUCCGAUGGGCUUCUUAACAACUGCAGACCUGACCAAUGGCACUUGGUGUUCUCUCAAAAAGAUGAAGUUAUCACCAGCUUAGUAUCAGCCUUAGAUUCUAUGUGCUCAGCCCUUUCUAAACUCAACACGGAGGUUGCCUGUGUUGCUGUCCACGAUGAAAAUACUUUUGUAGUUGGGACAGAAAAGGGGAGGCUGUUCAUGAACACAAGGAAGGAGGUCCAGGCCGAUUUCAAAAAGUUCUGCACAGGUGUCCAGCAGAGCAAAGAGCAUGAACUUGACGGCCAGAAGAAGGCAAAAGAUUUUGGUCGGACGAUUCCUCGGAUCUCCCCAGAUCAGGGAUCAGAUGUUUAUCUCCUCAGGAAGAUGGUAGAAGAAGUCUUUGAUGUGCUUUAUAGUGAGGCCUUGGGGAAGAGCAGUGUGGUUCCACUGCCAUAUGAGAAGUUCUUGAAAGAGCCUGGUUGGUUAACGGUGGUUGGGUUACCUGAUGGACUCACGUUCAGGAAACCCAUUGAAUAUGAUGCAAAGUCCCUGAUGGCCAUAUUAGAGCACAGCCACAACAUGCGUUUCAGGAUAAAAAGGCCACCCGAGGACUCUAUCAGGGAUCCCAACCCUUCUAUUGAGAUGAACUCUUCUGCUCUCAUCUCCAAGGGGAACCGAGAGCCGGGCCUUAAUAAUGUGCGCGUUAAGCAGGCCAAUCAAGACACUCUUCCUGGGAUCACCACCAGCGGUUUCCUGUAUGGCGUGUCGCUGCCCACACAGAUUGCCAUGGAGAUAAAGCAGGAAGGUUCAGCCAGUCGGCAUGGGAUGAAUGCAGUCGGCGACAUGCUGAGGCCCCGUCCAUCAGGAGAAGCGAAGGUGCCUUCGCCACAGGAGUUCGGUGACUGCUGUGGACAGAAAUCUAUCCUUCCCGGUGGUCCACUCAUCCAAAAUGUCCAUUCCUCCAAGCGCAUCCUUUUCUCCAUAGUCCACAACAAAUCAGAUAAAUGGGACAGUUUUAUAAAAGAAACCGAAGAUAUCAACACCCUGAGGGAAUGUGUGCAAAUUCUGUUUAACAGUCGAUAUGCUGAAGCCUUGGGGCUGGAUCACAUGGUCCCUGUCCCGUACCGGAAAAUUGCCUGUGAUCCGGAAGCAGUAGAGAUCAUUGGAAUUCCGGACAAAAUCCCCUUCAAGAGGCCCUGCACCUACGGGGUCCCCAAGCUCAAGCGGAUCUUGGAAGAAAGGCACAAUAUCCACUUCGUGAUCAAAAGGAUGUUUGAUGAAAGAAUUUUUACAGGAAAUAAAUUUACCAAAGAUGCAACCAAGAUUGAGCCAUCAAGCCCCUCUGGGGAAGUCUCCCCUGAACCACAUAGAAUGGCAUUUCUUGAUUUAGCAGGGACUUCUCAAGCUAAUCACAGGUCUGACAAAUGCCUCAUCUCUGGAGACUGUGAACCAGGUACCUCAGGGGAACUGGGAGGGAUUAAACGCAUCAAAAUAGAACCAGACGAAGUGGACAUAAUUCAGAUCACUGUUCCAGACAAAGGGCCCAGCAUUGAUUUGCAGCAUGACGAGAAGCAAAUGGAAGGAAAAGAUGGUGUCAGUGACGUUUUAAGCCACUUGAGAAAACAAGUAGAAAUUUUAUUUAAUGCAAGAUAUGCGAAAGCCAUAGGAAUUUCUGAGCCUGUCAAAGUCCCGUAUUCCAAAUUCUUGAUGUACCCAGAAGACCUUUUUGUGGUGGGCUUGCCUGACGGUAUUCUACUCAGACGGCCCAACUGUUUUGGGAUUGCAAAGCUAAAGAAGAUUCUUCAGGCAAGCAGCAGAAUUCGAUUUGUUAUCAAAAGGCCAGAACUUCUUACAGAAGGAAUGAAAGAAACGACCUCAGAUAGCUCAGGAGCAAUAGCCAAUGAUAGAGUCUCCAUUGAGCCCAUUGAGGAACCUGUAAAAAGACCAGGAUUUCAAGAAAAUUAUGAUACUCGACUGUCAAGAAUAGACAUUGCAAAUACACUCAGGGAACAGGUUCAAGAUCUGUUCAACAAGAAGUACGGUGAGGCGUUGGGCAUCAAAUACCCAGUCCAAGUGCCAUACAAGCGUAUCAAAAGCAAUCCGGGUUCAGUGAUCAUAGAAGGGUUGCCACCAGGAAUCCCAUUCCGGAAACCUUGCACCUUUGGCUCUCAGAAUCUGGAGAGGAUAUUAGCUGUGGCGGACAAGAUCAAAUUCACAGUUACAAGGCCUUUCCAAGGACUCAUCCCUAAACCUGCCCCUAGACGGAUAUCCACCUUGGAAAAAGCUUACACCACUUUGAACGAUGAGGAUGAUGCAAACCGGUUGGGUGAGAAGGUGAUUCUCCGAGAGCAAGUGAAAGAGCUGUUCAAUGAAAAAUACGGGGAAGCUUUAGGCCUGAACCGACCUGUUCUGGUACCCUACAAACUGAUCAGGGACACACCUGAUGCCAUUGAAGUGACCGGUUUGCCAGAUGAUAUCCCGUUUCGGAAUCCCAAUACUUAUGACAUCCAUCGGCUAGAGAAGAUUCUGAAAGCACGUGACCGGAUCCGGAUGGCAAUUACUAGCCAGCUCCAGCCAUUUGCAGACGUAGGUCCUGAGGCCAAACCACCAGAAAACAACAGCAUUGUUCCUAAACGGAAGCGGAAGAGGAUCUCAGAAGGGAAUUCUGUCUCUUCCUCCUCGUCAUCGUCGUCGUCAUCCUCCUCGUCAAAUCUAGAGUCCACCUCAUCAACCAAUCAAAUCUCACUUGUGCAAUGGCCGAUGUACAUGUUGGACUAUGGGGGUCUCAACGUUCAGAUCCCGGGGCCUAUGAAUUAUUGAGACCUCACCUUCUGCAGACGAACCUCAAACAAAAAGAAAGAACUGCUCGUGAUGUGUAAUUUUUUUUGUACAAAGUGUAUAUUCCAAUAUGUAACAAUGCCUUUUAGUUUUUCCAAUGAUUUUUACACUAUAUUCCUGCCACCAGGGCCUUUUUGAAUAAAAAAAGAAAGGAAGUGUUGCCUUGCUCUGAAAAAAAAAAUGUUUUAA